This is a messenger RNA of Penaeus vannamei (Pacific white shrimp), 1578 nucleotides long. Lineage: Eukaryota; Metazoa; Arthropoda; Malacostraca; Decapoda; Penaeidae. The record is from RefSeq and is a predicted model, not a curated record.
AUGGCUAUCCUGGGUUGGGCGGACUCCGAGAGGACAGAGAGGAGAGGCUUAUUACAGGGCUAUUCCUGGGCGAGGAAUCGGCGUGAGGACCAGAAGAGGAGAGGCGUAUCACAAGGCUAUCUUCGGCGAUCGAGGAGCUCCGAGAGGACCCAGGAGGAGAGCGCUAUCACAGGCUAUCACUGGCGGAUGGACGUCCGAGAGGAUCAGGAGGAGAGGCUAAUACAGGUUAUCCUGGCGAGAUUCAGGGCAUUUGCGGACCAGAGGAAAGCAGCCCUAUCACAGGCUAUCCUAAGGCGAAGGACUCCGAGAGGCAGAGGCCCUAUACUCACAAGCUACGCUGUGGAGGACUCCAAGAGGAAAUCAGGAUCUGAGGAGAGUGCGUGUCACAUUGGCUAUCCUGGCGAGGACUCCGUGAGGACCAGGAGGAGAGGCUAUCAAGGUUCCCGGCGAGGACUCCGAGAGGACCAGGAGGAGAGGCUUGUCACAGCUUAUCCUGGCGAAGGAAUCCGCUAUCCUGGCGAGGACCCCGAGAGGACCAGGAGGAGAGGCUAUCACAGGCUAAUCCUGGCGAGGACCCCGAGAGGACCAGGAGGAGAGGCUAUCACAGGCUAUCCUGGAGGACUCCGAGAGGACCAGAGGAGAGGCUAUCACAGGCUAUCCUGGCGAGGACCCCGAGAGGACAGGAGGAGAGGCUAUCACAGGCUAUCCUGGCGAGGACCCCGAGAGGACCAGGAGGAGAGGCUAUCACAGGCUAUCCUGGCGAGGACCCCGAGAGGAGAGAGGAGAGGCAUCACAGGCUAUCCUGGCGAGGACCCCGAGAGACCAGGAGGAGAGGCUAUCACAGCUAUCCUGGCGAGGACUCCGAAGGACAGGAGGAGAGGCUAUCACAGGCUAUCCCGGCGAGGACUCCGUGAGGACCAGGAGGAGAGGCUAUCACAGGCUAUCCUGGCGAGGACUCCGAGAGGACCAGGAGGAGGAUCAGAGGCUAUCCUGCGAGGACCUGAGAACCAGGAGGAGAGGCUAUCACAGGUAUCCCCGGCGAGGACCCCGAGGGACCAGGAGGAGAAGGCUAUCACAGGCUAUCCUGGCGAGGACUCCGAGAGGACCAGGAGGAGAGGCUAUCACAGGCUAUCCUGGCGAGGACUUCCGAGAGGACCAGGAGGAGAGGCUAUCACAGGCUAUCCGAGGACUCCGAGAGGACCAGGAGGAGAGGCUAUCACAGGCUAUCCUGGCGAGGACUCCGAGAGGACCAGGAGGAGAGGCUAUCACAGGCUAUCCUGGCGAGGACUCCGAGAGGACCAGGAGGAGAGGCUAUCCGAGGACUCCGAGAGGACCAGGAGGAGAGGCUAUCAGGACUCCGAGAGGACCAGGAGGAGAGGCUAUCACAGGCUAUCCGGCGAGGACUCCGAGAGGACCAGGAGGAGAGGCUAUCACAGGCUAUCCUGGCGAGGACUCCGAGAGGACCAGGAGGAGAGGCUAUCACAGGCUAUCCCGGCAAGGACUCCGAGAGGACCAGGAGGAGAGGCUAUCACAGGCUAUCCCGAGGAGGCUCAAGGACCGGACUCCAGCAGGUCAUAA